Molecule: messenger RNA, 372 nt
Organism: Rotaria sp. Silwood2
Lineage: Eukaryota; Metazoa; Rotifera; Eurotatoria; Philodinida; Philodinidae
Source: the annotation of a GenBank genome assembly
AUGCUAGACUAUUUAUUUCUAUCAUCAAUUGAUCAAGCUGAAGGCGAUCUUAAUGGUGAAGUUAGUGAAAAUUCAAAUACCACCGCUACUGAAACUAAUAUAUCUUAUAGCAAUGUUUUCCCACUAUAUUCGAUUGCUACCAUGGUAACCACUCGCUGUCGUGCAAGACAAUUAUCACAUACUGGCAACUACAUCACUUUCAGACCAACCGAUGAUGACUCAAACCCAACACAUCCACAAUCAACUUCGUUCAUUCCUGCAGUUUUUGUCGAUGACUCACGAAUUGAAUAUACUGAUGAACUCAACAAAUUGAAAGAAGCACAACAUCGGGAUGCUGAUUUACAACAUAGUAGACGACCUUAUAAAUCAUAG